AUGGGCUCCCGUGUUAGGAAAUUGGGGUUUGGGUGGGUUGAAUCGAGUGGUGAGUAUAAGGUGUUUGUUGUUGUGGAAACCAAUAGGAAACUGGUUGGUAAAGUUUAUAGUUCAAAGACAAAAUCAUGGAAAACAAUUGAGAUCUGCGAUUAUUUAUAUGCAUGUCGGCCAAGGGGGUUGUUUGCAGGUGGGAAGCUUUACUGGUAUAACGGAUGUAUUAUUAUUUUCUUGGACUUGAAGAGUGAGGUGUUUGGAAGGAUUGAGAUUCCCUACAAAGAUAUUGGCUUUAAAAUGGACUACUUCGUGGGUGUGCUUGGUGGUUGCCUUUGCGUGCUAUAUUAUAAUCCUUCAUUUCCUGAUCGAAGAGGCCUUCGAGUUUCGAGAGUUUGUGUUAUGAAGGAGGCUUGGGAGGAAGUGGUGACUCUUUGUCAUCUUAAUGAGCUUCUUCAACCACCAUUGGUAAGUCUAAAUGGACAGAUUUUGGUAGAUUGUGGAUCCACUUUGUUGGUUUACAGUGCCCGUGAUAAUGUCUUUCGAUUUACCAAGGUUUCUUCGGGUUUACGUUCAUAUGUCUAUGUUGAAAGUUUACUCUCGCCGGAAGAUGUAUGA
Messenger RNA from Salvia miltiorrhiza (redroot sage), 609 nucleotides. RefSeq lists its product as uncharacterized. The record is from RefSeq and is a predicted model, not a curated record. The transcript has a single exon. Lineage: Eukaryota; Viridiplantae; Streptophyta; Magnoliopsida; Lamiales; Lamiaceae. Bases 1 to 609 code for a protein of 202 amino acids.